AUGUCCGGGAAAGUGGAGACUGUCGGAGAGGACCCGACUCCAGACCGGGCCGAGGACAUUGAGAAGAUCCCCGCACAAGUGAACCACAACCCAGAGCAAAAGAUCUCAGACCAGAUCUCACAUGAGAGGCUUGAAGAGUUGGCUCCAAAUGGCGAAGGAGAGUACAUUCUGGAAAAGAUCAAUGGGAUGAGCGAGGAGGAAGCUCUCGAAAUCAUUGAAGAGUCUGUGGAAUUCUUCAAGGACGACUGGAACUUCCCCACCGAUAUGAGAGAGCGCAUGAAAAAACUGCUCGAAGGCCCGAAAGCCUACGGAGUGGACUACGAUCGCGAUUUGAGGAUCGAUGCCGUAAUGAUUCGAUAUUCCUCGCCGUACCCUGGUGUUCGCGCGGUGGCCGAGAUUUUGGAUGACAAGAACGUGCCUAUUGAGACAUUCCGCGCGUACUUUUUGGGAAUUGGCUGGGCAAUAAUUGGCACUUUUAUCUCGACUUUCUUCAAUUCUAGGUUCCCGUCCAUCACUUUAAGCGGUCAGGUCAUUCAGAUAUUGUUAUUCCCAUGUGCCAAAUUUCUAGAGUUUGUUCUUCCAGAUUGGGGCAUCACUGUCUUUGGAACACGCCAUUCUCUCAACCCAGGCCCUUGGAACUUCAAGGAGCAGAUGUUUGCAACCAUCACGUACAACAUUGCGAUCUACACCACCAACAGCUACGGCAUGAUCCUUGUACAAAAGUCUCCGGUCUACUACGGUCUUGCUUUUGUAAACUUUGGCUAUCAGCUUAUGCUCACGUUCUUCGUCCAACUCAUGGGCAUGGGUUUUGCUGGGUACCUUCGGCGAUUCAGUGUUUACCCAGUUAAGGCCCUUUGGCCAACGAUUCUGCCGACAAUCGCCAUGAACCGAGCAUUGACGCGUCCUGAGCCGAAGGAGAGUAUCAACGGAUGGACAAUUUCGCGAUACAAGUUUUUCUACGUCUGCACAAUCUGUAUGUUCUUCUACUACUGGUUCCCGGGCUACCUUUUCACGGCCUUAGCGACUUUCAACUGGAUGACCUGGAUCUCUCCAGAAAACGUUACUCUGGCCAUCAUCACGGGCUCCUCUCUGGGCCUUGGAUUGUUCAACCCCAUUACCACAUUCGACUGGAACGUUGCCACAUCUUCGUAUGCCGCCUUAGCUCAGCCCUUCUUCGCGACGUGUACAAUGUACUGCGGUUCUAUUGUGGGCGGAGCCAUCAUCCUUGGAAUUUAUUACACCAAUAUGUAUAACACGGCCUAUCUUCCGAUCAACUCCUCUUCUCCUUUUGCCAACGACGGCACGCCUUACGUGGUGCAAAAGGUGGUUGUCAAUAACCACCUUAACGAAACACUUUACCAGCAGUAUUCCCCACCAUUCUACUCGGCUGGGUAUCUCCUCACCGUCGGGGCCAAUUACUGCUUCUAUCCGGUUUAUUUCUUGUACAUCAUGGGAAACCAAUGGAAGACGAUAUCAGCAGCAUACGUCGACUUUUACAAGGGACUGCGCCACGGAAAGGGCAACUAUGAAGGAGCCAUGGACGUCCACAGCCGCCUCAUGGCACACUACGGAGAGGUUCCCGAUUGGUGGUUCUUGGUGAUUCUAGUCGGCGCCAUCGUCGUUUCCGUCAUAUUCCUGAAUAUUUACCCUCUCGAUACUCCGGUAUGGCUGGUGUUCUUAAUGAUUGGCAUCAACCUGGUCUUCGCAGUGCCACUUUCCUUCCUUUCCGCGACAACAGGGACGAACCUUGGACUCGGCGCCUUGAUACAGGUCAUUACAGGCUAUAUGCUGCCGGGCAACACAAACGCCUUUCUGUUCUCCCAGACCUUGGGGUCUUGGGCUCUCGCUGGCUAUGGGGACAACUACGUCCAAGAUCAGAAAAUGGCUCACUACACCAAAAUAGCACCAAGGGCCGUUUUCCGGAGUCAGAUUGGCACCAUCAUUAUCACAUGCUUCGUCGCGGUGGCUACGCAGAACUUCAUACUGGAAAACGUCAAGGGACUAUGCACCCCUACCCAGAUGAGCCGUUUUACGUGCGCAAAUGACGGGGCACCGUUGUAUGCAAACUCACUGAUGUGGGGGCUUCUCGGCUCGGAGCGCAUGUUUGUGUCCUUCUAUCCUAUCUUGAAAUGGUGCUUUCUCAUGGGAACAGUCAUCGCCAUCGUCUUCUUGGUCGGCCAGGGAUAUGGGCCGAAGUACCUCCCCGGGGUGCGAGAGAACCUACGACAAAAGCUGAGCCCAAAGACCUUCGCCCUCCUGGACAAAACUCUUUUCCCCUUUGUCGCCUCUUUUCUAUGGCUCAAUCCGGUCCUCGUCAUCCAGGGCAUCCAGCACUGGGCUCCCUCUAACCUUUCAUACAAGACUCCCGGGUUCAUUCUUGGGUACAUCUUCAUGUACUGGCUUCCCCGGCAUCGACUGGCCUGGUGGGAAAAGUACAACUACGUCUUGUCGGCGGCGUUGACUGCUGGAGUCGCCAUCUCAGCUUUAGUCAUGUUCUUCGCUGUAGGAUAUAACCCGAUUGCUCUGAAGUGGUGGGGAAAUACUGUCAGUGGCGCCGGAAUUGAUGGAAGUCAGAUCGGGAUCCUCCCGAUUCCUGAAAGAGGUUACUUUGGCCCCGAGAGGGGAACCUACCCGACGUAG
This is a messenger RNA of Colletotrichum spaethianum, 2640 nucleotides long. RefSeq names its product oligopeptide transporter 2. The transcript is spliced from 5 exons. Gene Ontology annotation, biological process: transmembrane transport. Lineage: Eukaryota; Fungi; Ascomycota; Sordariomycetes; Glomerellales; Glomerellaceae. Bases 1 to 2640 code for a protein of 879 amino acids. The record is from RefSeq and is a predicted model, not a curated record. Gene Ontology annotation, molecular function: oligopeptide transmembrane transporter activity.